AUGUUGGAUCAUAGAAUAUUCAUCUUGACAAGAAAUUAUAGACAUGAUAAAAUAUGCAUCACAAGCACUAAGGGCUAUAGCUCAGUUGGUAGGGAGUCGAGCUCCAAGGAUGUGGCGGAUAUCGGUGCAGCGGAGGACGAGAAGGACGUCGGGUGGCUACAGCUGAGCAUCGGUGGUGGCGGCCACGAAUUAAAGCAAGAUCUCAUGAGCGAUCAAACGUCACUGAAAAAUGACAACGGGUCAAGUCUGGUGGAGCUUGAACUCAUGCCUACUAGUAGUAGUCAUUCGCAAAUGAUAAGGCCAUUAGGCCCUAUGCCCGAAUUUCGAGCCCCGAGGCCAGUAAUGAAUUUCGCAGGGUUUAGUCCAUCAUACUUCUUGCAACAACAACAUCAUCAAGGGAGUAGUAGUUCCCAUUACUUCCCCCCACAUCAAGAAAUUAACUGGGCAUUUAGGCCUAUCCCGAUUAGUAUAGCCGCAGCAGCGUCUUCGUCUUCGUCUUCAUCCUCGUUUUCAUCUCCGUCUCCUCUAAUGGCGGCGGCCCCAUCGGCCUCUUAUUUCGCACGGCCGUUUCAACUCUAUGCUGGGGUGGAUAUGGCGCCCGUGGGGCCACCCGGCGUGGAUUUCAGAGUCGUUCAACCUCCUAGGAGGCCGCAUUCCGGCGUAUGGUUCAUGCUCCAAGCAUCACAAAAUCAAGAAAAAGAACCAUUUUUGCCGCAGAUAUCCAAGAGCUACUUGAGAAUCAAGGACGGGAGGAUGACAAUACGACUGGUUAUAAAGUACUUGGUUAACAAGCUUAGGCUGGAAAACGAAUCAGAGAUUGAGAUAAGAUGCAAAGGGCAAAGGCUUCUACCUUUCUUGACAUUGCAGCAUGUAAGAGAUAACAUAUGGAGUAAUAAUCCAAGGGAUUUCAUCACUUUGCUUCCCAAUUCCUCCACUACCCAUCACAUUAUGGUGCUUCACUAUGGUAGAAUUAAUGCUUCUAAUUAAUAUAUUUUCCUCCCUACCCCCACCAUAAUUUAACCUUUUUUUUUAAUUUCUUCACUUAAUUUUUAA
This is a messenger RNA of Sesamum indicum (sesame), 1053 nucleotides long. Its product is annotated as RING finger protein. Lineage: Eukaryota; Viridiplantae; Streptophyta; Magnoliopsida; Lamiales; Pedaliaceae. Gene Ontology annotation, biological process: multicellular organism development. The record is from RefSeq and is a predicted model, not a curated record.